Messenger RNA from Exophiala mesophila, 726 nucleotides. RefSeq lists its product as uncharacterized. Lineage: Eukaryota; Fungi; Ascomycota; Eurotiomycetes; Chaetothyriales; Herpotrichiellaceae. The transcript is spliced from 3 exons. The coding region runs from base 1 to 726 and encodes 241 amino acids. Gene Ontology annotation, molecular function: peptidase activity. Gene Ontology annotation, biological process: proteasomal protein catabolic process. Gene Ontology annotation, cellular component: proteasome core complex, beta-subunit complex; proteasome core complex; cytosol. The record is from RefSeq and is a predicted model, not a curated record.
AUGAAGAUCACACAGUUCACAAACAAGACCUUCCGCCCACCACCUGGAUCCUUCAACCCUCAUCUACGAACCUCAGUACCGUUUUGUCUUCGCCAUCAGCCUGAAUCUCUGCAAGUGGAAGUCCUCCUCGGUCUAACAGGACGCGACUUCACCAUCAUUGCCGCCAGUAAAGCGGCGAUGAGAGGCGCCACGAUCCUCAAAGCAAGCGACGACAAAACUCGAGCCCUGAACAAGAACACGUUGAUGGCGUUCUCGGGCGAGGCUGGCGACACGAUCCAGUUUGCCGAAUACAUCCAAGCCAACAUCGCCUUAUAUACGAUGCGGAAUGAGACGGACCUGGGACCUGCAGCGGUGGCGAGCUUUGUGCGCGGAGAACUUGCUCGCAGUCUGAGAAGCCGGACACCCUACAAUGUCAACUUGCUCCUUGGCGGUGUUGAUCCCAUCACCAAACAGCCCAGCCUGUAUUGGCUCGAUUACCUGGCGAGCAGCGCAAAGGUCCCUUAUGCCGCACACGGCUAUGCCCAAUACUACUGCUUGUCAAUUCUUGAUAAACACCAUCAUCCCGAUAUCUCCUUCGACCAAGGUCUCAAGAUCCUCCGCAUGUGCACAGAUGAAUUGCAACGACGACUGCCGAUCGACUUUAAGGGCAUGACUGUCAAGGUCAUCAAGAAAGAUGGUAUUGUGGAUCUGGAAUAUGACACAAGCAAGCAAGUGUUGUCUGCAUAG